ACAGUUGAAAACUCACAUUUUCUUGUUACAAUUAAAGUUAUCAUCUCAUAUUCACUGAGUCAAAUUUCAUCUCUUUCAUCAUCAUCAUCAUUAUCAUCACCAUAACCAUCAUUCAAACAUAUUACAAUUAAUAAUAGACAAACGGAAACAAGAAUAAUAAUCAAUAAGUAAUAAAAAGUUAAAUCAACUUUUCUAAUGAAAAACAAAACUUUGUAACUUUCUAAUUUUGUGAUCAAAAUCAAAAAAUUGCAAAAACUUUCAAUGGAAACCUAAUCAGCUGAUUGUAAUGGAUAAACUUAAUUAGUUAAAUUAAUCAAUAUCAACUCAUGAAAAUAAUAGUUAAUAUCAUCGCCUCGAUCAUCAAUAUUUUCAUCACUUCCAUCAUCUUUUCUGUCAUCAUCUUUUAUUCAUUGAUCCAUUGUGACACUAACAAUAUAGUUGAGAUCAAGGUUAUUGUUGGCGGAAAUGUAAGACUACCGUGUAAUGUAACAAAUCAGAUAGAAGAUGAUUCGGUUACUCUAAUUUUAUGGUACAAGGAGGGGACUGGUGGUCAGCCUAUCUACACCCUUGAUUCUCGAGCUAAUCUUGAUACCGAUGGACCUCAAGUUUUCUCACAUCAACGGUUAGAUAAUCGUGCAUCUUUUGAAUUCAAUAAAUCUUCCGUCCAUGGAUCACUCCUUUUAAUCAAUCCAGUAACAAAUGAAGAUAAUGGUAACUACAAGUGCCGAGUCGAUUUUAGAAGAGGUCGAACUCAAGUAACCAAUAUAAACCUUUUCGUAAUCGUACCUCCUUCAAGAAUAAGCAUAAUCAAUGGGGAUAACGGUAAAGAGAUAAUUUUACCUAAUCCAGUGUCUUUCGAUGAAAAUGCCAACAUAAACCUUAUCUGUCAAUCAUCUGGAGGUCGACCAUCUCCAUCACUUUUCUGGUACCAUGAUGAUCAAUUAAUUGAUAAUAGUUUUGACAUAAUUGAUUCUAAUAUCGGUUUAGUGGAAAAUCAUUUAACCAUAAUCAAUAUCGAUAAAAAAAUACUCAAUUCAAUCCUAUCAUGUAAAGCAACGAAUAAUAAUUUCACUAAUGGACCAACAAUAUCAUUAACUUUAGAUAUAAAUAUUAAACCCAAUUCAGUUGAAAUAACUAACGAUCGUCAACCAAUAUCGGCUGGUCGAAAGAUUGAAAUUAUUUGUGUUGCAUCAGGUUCACGACCUCCAGCUCGAGUUACUUGGUUCAAAGAUGAUAAACCAAUGAUACGUUCGAGGCAAAGUUAUUCAGCUGAUGGUCUUGUCACUACAAGUGCCUUAAUCUUGAUGCCGACUCGUGAUGAUGAUAAAGCAAACAUUUUCUGUAAAGCCGAUAAUCCAAGAUUAAAUAAUUCAUUCAUUCAAGACUCAUGGAUUCUUGAAGUUUAUUAUGAUCCAAAAGUGUCUCUAACAAUUGGAAAUUCAUCUAGAGCUGCCUUAGUAAAAGCCGGUGAUCGAGUAGAACUCAAUUGUAACGUUUCUGCAAAUCCAAUGGUUUUUGAGGUUCGAUGGUAUCGAGAUGGUGAACCAUUGAUCAAACAUACAGGAGUCAAACAAUUAAAUACAACAUUGAUCAUUGAAAAAACGAUACGACAAGAUCAUGGUCGAUAUCAAUGUUCAGCAAUGAAUAUUGAAGGUCAAACAAUGUCAAAUGUUUUCCAUUUGGAAGUUCAUUAUCCACCGACAUGUAAGAAAGGUCAACGGGGUAUUGUUGGUGUUUCUCUUGGUGAAACCCUCAGAAUUACAUGUGAGGUUGAAGCUUCACCGGGAAAGGUUGACUUUUACUGGUUACUAAAUGGAUCAAUGGGUCACGAAAAUCAACCUGAUUUAACAAAUUUCAAGUUCAAUUCAGAAGGAUUAAUAUCAAAGCUUGAAUAUCAAGUAAAAAGUAAAGACGAUUUUGGUAUAUUUGAGUGUUGGUCUCGAAAUGCUAUUGGACCACAAUUGGAACCUUGUCUUUUCACCUUAAUACCCUCUGGUCCCCCUGAGGCUCUUUCAGAAUGUACAAUCUAUGAAAGAUUAUCAGAUAAAUUGUUUAUCAAAUGUUUACCUGGUUAUGAUGGAGGAUUAAAUCAAACAUUUAACUCUCAAGUUUUAGACAAUCGUAAACAAAUUAUACAGAAUAUAAGUAAUCCAAUUGAGCCGAUUUUCAAUAUAAGUGACCUUACACCAGAAUCCAGUUAUAUCUUAAUGCUGUUUUCAUCCAAUUCAAAUGGAUCGUCAAGAAUUAUUUCCCUCACAACUACGACUCGUUCUUGGAGAGAUGAUGGGGAUUUUGUCUUGUAUCUAUUUGACUCCAAUAUCAUGUCCGCUGUUAGAUUAGGCUUGAUAUCGGCUGUUAUUUUAUUGUCCUUGGUAGUGACCAUUGCCUUUGGCAUACGAAAGCAUCGACAGCUUAAAACAACAGUAAUCAAACAAUCAAAUAUAAUGGAAUCUGAAUCCUUUGGUGAUAAUCUAACUGAUAGCUAUGCAAAACCAUUCACUUCGGGUGCAAUUAAUCCUGAUGUGGUUCCUUCAUCAAAAGAUUGUUAUAUUGAUAAAGUAAAUGAUCAAUUGAUUGGGACAAAUCACUACACUAAUUAUGUUUUACCUUCGUACAAUCAAAUGUCUACAACAACGAGUAAUUAUAAUUACACUAUUGGAUUUACUGGUUCUCAAGGAUAUGGAAUUAAUUUUGUGGAUAAAAAGUUAUAUUCAGUUGGAUCAUUUCCCAAUUUUCGUGAAACAAUCAACAAUUUACAAGAAGUUAAUUGUGAUAAUUCAAUUGCUCUUGGUGAUCUUACAAUGAGAAGUCAAUUGUUACCUAGACGAUCAUUUCAACACACCAACAAUUUAAGGAUAAAUCAACAAAGAAAUGUUCAUUUUGGAACCAAUAUUAGCGGAUUUUCAACUCCAGUUUAAAUUAAUCAUCAAAAUUUAAUCACAAUCAACCUGUAAAUUGUUACACUGAGUGUUUAAUUUGCUAUAUGACUUAAUUACCUCAACAAUCAAAUUUUCAAAUCAAAUUAUUGAAACUAAAUUAAUGCCUAAAAAAUUGCUAAUAAUGAUAAGUAAAAAAAUGAAAUAAACUUUUUCCAAUC
This is a messenger RNA of Panonychus citri (citrus red mite), 3097 nucleotides long. RefSeq names its product hemicentin-1-like. The record is from RefSeq and is a predicted model, not a curated record. The transcript is spliced from 12 exons. Bases 327 to 2918 code for a protein of 863 amino acids. Lineage: Eukaryota; Metazoa; Arthropoda; Arachnida; Trombidiformes; Tetranychidae.